GCGGGCGGGAUUAUUAUGGGCUGUGGGCGCCGCCGCCGCCGCUGAGGGGGAGCAGCAAGAUGGAGCUGUCUGCAGUGGGGGAGCGCGUCUUCGCCGCCGAGUCCAUCAUCAAGCGCCGCAUCCGAAAGGGGCGCAUCGAGUACCUGGUGAAAUGGAAAGGCUGGGCCAUCAAGUACAGCACCUGGGAACCCGAGGAGAACAUCCUGGACUCCCGCCUCAUCGCCGCCUUCGAGCAGAAGGAACGAGAGCGUGAGCUGUACGGGCCCAAGAAGAGAGGACCUAAACCUAAAACUUUUCUGCUGAAGGCUCGGGCCCAAGCGGAGGCCCUCCACAUUGGGGAUGUACACUUUUCUGUCAAGCCUGGUUCUAGUACCUCCUCUCCCAAACUCCACUCCAGCGCCGCGGUGCACCGGCUCAAGAAAGACAUCCGGCGAUGCCACCGCAUGUCCCGGCGCCCCCUGCCCCGUCCAGACCCCCAGAACGGCGGGAGCGUGGGUGGUGGGGCUGGCAUUCGUCCUCCUGUCUCGCCCUUCUCGGAGACCGUCCGCAUCAUCAACCGUAAGGUGAAACCCCGCGAGCCCAAACGCAGCCGCAUCAUCCUCAACCUCAAAGUCAUUGACAAAGGUGGGAAGCCAGCCAAUGGGGCCGGGGGCCUCGCUCGGCCCAAGAUCCCAUCCCGAAACCGUGUCAUUGGCAAGAGCAAAAAGUUCAGCGAGAGCGUCCUCCGCACCCAGAUCCGCCACAUGAAGUUUGGCACCUUUUCGCUCUACAAUAAGCCGUCUUCUGCACCUACCCCCUCUCUGGAGGGCAAGGGGGAGGCUGAAGGCUCCCAGGCAGCCUCCUGUGGGCUCAUUAUGGGCUCCACCCCCUAUGAUGCCCCCAGCUCCAGCUCUUCUGGCUGCCCAUCACCUGCUCCCCACUCCUCCUCUGACCCAGAUGAUUCCCCUCCGAAGCUGCUCCCUGAGACCCUCAGCCCAGCCAUCCCCGACUGGCGUGAGUCGGAGGUCCUCGACCUCUCAAUCCCACCUGAGUCGGCUGCCACCAGCAAGCGUUCUCCCUCGGGAGGGUGCAGUGGGGGGCAGACGCCCUCCUUGUCCCUCUCUUCUUCUGACCCAGAGCAGGAGGCUGGCGACUGGCGUCCUGAGAUGUCCCCUUGCUCUAAUGUGGUGGUCACAGAUGUCACCAGCAACCUCCUCACUGUAACCAUCAAGGAGUUCUGCAAUGCAGAGGAUUUUGAGAAAGUGGCAGCGGGCGGUGGUGGAGGAGGCAGCAAGUGAGCAGCCAGGUCCCCCUGCUCCGGGGGUGUGGGGGGAGUUAUACCUGAGAGAAGUCGUGGUGCGAAUGGCUGUCCUUAGUUCUCUCCUUCUCCCCUUGGCUGUCCCUCUGCCCUCACUGCCACCCUUCCUCCUCCUUUCCUCCUGCCCACUUUCUCUUGCCUGGAGGCUGGAGUGUGUCAGUGGGGGUGUGGGAGCACCCACUAUUCCUGGGUGUUGGUACUGCUAGGAGGAGGCAGGGAGGGUUGUGGUGGGGCUGAGGAGUGGUUGUUUGUCCUUGAGUGUGGUGUUGUCCAACGGGCGGUGGAGCCUUUGGGGCUGAGGGAUGAGUGAGCAUGUGUCUGUGUGCCUGUGCAGGUGGUGAGGAAGGUGCUGCUCUUCCUCAUUCCCCUUCCAUCUCUGAUGAAAACUGAUGAGGAGCUCCAAACCCUUGAGGGGAGGAUGUAAGAGGAUUGGAGCCCUUGCCCAUGUCCUCCAGACCUUCUCCCACCAAUGUGCAUGCAGACUCUUCCAUUCUUAUGUUUCCCUCUUGCCGUGACUACCAUCCUGCCAUCCUUCCCCUCUUGGCCUGUGGCCUGGAUCUGCCCUCUCCUCUACUGUCCUUGUGGCCGUUGCUGAUCCAGAUGCCUGCAGAGUGAGGGGGAGAAGGGCAGGUGAAAUGUCAUGCCUGGAAGGUGCUUGAGACAAAGCUGGGGUGGUGGGGGGUGCCCCAUGCAGCCUACACCCCACAUUGGCUUCCCCUUUCCUUUGACUAUUGGUGCUACCUUGGCAGUUGUAUGGGUGCUUUCAGGUGCCCUGAUCCCUCCUCUUCUCCUGCAUCUUCCAACCUGUUCAGCUCUGCAGGAGAAAGGGAAGAAAAGAGGAGUCUGCUUCCAGCCCAGAUCUUCCUCCUGAUGUUCAUCACUUGCACUUGCUUGGGGGAGAGGGACAUGAAAUGCCUUUCCCUGGUCUUUCCGUGGUGGAAGCAGGAGUGGGCUGUGCAUCCAUCCCUCAGUCUGUGGGAAGGUAAUGCCAACAGCGUGAUGGUGCCCCAGCCACAUGAGGCUGGUCUCCCGCCUUGUGCGUAAGCUUCCCCCAGCCCUCUUGGCUUCCUCUUGCUCCUUCCAAAAGAAGGAGGGGUGGAUGCUAGGGCAGGUCGUUUGUUCUUCCUGCUUGCUUUUGCCUCUCCUGCUCUCCCCUCCCUGUGGUGGGCAGCCUGGAAGAGGUUUCCCCUCUGUCUUUUCAGCAUCUGAAACAGCCCUUACAACUGUCAACCAAAGGUGCUCAUAAGAAAUACCUGUCUCUCUCACAUCAUAUGCAUGUGCACUGGAUCUCUUCCCCUAAGGCUCCUGAGCUGAUCUAGAAAUUCCUUCUCUUCACCCCUAGCAAGUAGGAGGGAGCAAGACCACAGCGUGCUGUUCUUUAUCCACAGCUCCCUCUUUCACUGACCAGCUUUGUUCACAUCCAAAAUAAGCUCUAUUUUUUGCCUGCCAUUUCUGGCUUGCUCCGUUUCAGUGUGGGUCCUAAGCUUCGUGGUGAGAAGCCGUUCCUUUGCUCUCCUUUCUUCCUCUACUUGCACAGGACUGAGCCUGUAGAGGCAAGGGAAAGAGGUGCUGAUCAACUGGUGGGAGAGCCUCACCCUCUCAGCCCUGUCCCUGAAUGGGGCAGAGGGGUGUCACUUCUACAUAACAUGCUGCAGAGGUGAAAAGGGUGGAAAAAAUUCCUCAUGCCAGGGCUCAUUUACUUACAAACCUGCCCUGGGCGGGUGAACACAAGUGGAAUUGGCCCCUCUGGUGCUUUCACACAAGGAUGUUCAGGAGCUGCUGGCUCUGAGGAGUGCUCUCCUGCAGUAGUGAUUUUGUGGUUGCAGUGAUCUGAGGGUAGAAGGGAGGCAAUUUGUGGGAGGUAAGUAAUAUUUGUCUGCCCAAGGGGCAUUGUCAGGGUGGUAGAGGGAUAGACCGGCUUCUGACCUUAAUUAGGGCUUUUGUGCCCAGAGCUUGUCUAUUCCCUGCCUCCAGCGCCUGGGUUGGUGUAAUAAAAUCUUUGCUGCCCUCCCCACAAACCUUGCCUUGCAGUGGGUGGCAUUCCAAGCUGUGGGGAAUGGUGAAUUCACACCAGUUGCAGUUGGGUGUCUGUGCAGACAGUCUGAGGGGGAUUCCAGGUGCUGUUAGCACCACCCUUGGUACACCUCUUUCUUUUUCUUUCCUUGGUUAAAGAGCUUAGUGGACUCUUCGGGGAUGUGCUUUCAUUCACAGCUGAAGCUAGGGGCAGGGAGAAAGAGACUUCCCUGAUCCAUUCACCAAGCUAAGGUUUUCUAUAACUUGUUGGACUUGUGUGCGUGUCUGUAUUAAUACCUGCUUGUAUUCUUUGUGGGUGUUUUUUUUUUGUUUGGGUUUUUUUUUGCGCAUCUUUCCUGUGCCUGGCACACCCAGGGAUCCCUUAUGUUAGCAUAGCCUAUCCAUUGACUGCAGCUUCAAAGAUGAGCAGUUUGUAGGCAUAGGGAAAAGCUCGCUCUUAGGAAAAUAGCGAGGAGAUUCUUCUUUUUCCUCCCCCUUCUGAAUAAGAACUAAUCUGUGGCUGUGAGAUAAGAGGAGCUGCUUUGUGGGGUGGAUGCAAACCGGCCAGUCACUUUAGGUUGUUAAGUUACUGUUUGGUGUGUAUGUGGUGAUGUGAUUUGUUUUGUGGUAUCAAGGUUCUGAAAAAAAUGUUGAAGCGUUUAAGUGGGAGAUAAAAGGGAACUUUAAUAGGAAACUCUUGAUGUGUUUUGGCCAAGGUGUGUUGCUUGGCAGAAUUCUUUUCCCCAGUGUCUCUUGUAUGGUGUUCUUUGGGGGCAAGGGGCAGGAAUUGUUUAAUUGAAGGGGUUUUGCCUUUCUCCAGAGUGGCAAGCAAGGGAACUGUCUGUGAAGAGCAAAACAGUGGGUCAUUGUAGGGAUGCUCCGCAAGGACCUCCUUCCUGCGGUGAGGAGAUGAGGGGACUUGUUGCAGCAGAGAAACUAGUGCAGUAGAUCCUCUUUGUGGAGGAAGAAAGGAGUAUGAUCCGGCUUGCAGACACAGCUCACCUGCUUGUGUGACAAAUCCCUUCCUGGGUGGGUCACCAGGUGGGAACCAAACCCUGAACCUCUGGAUCCGAAAUGAGGAUCCUGUGCUGUUUUGAGUUAGAGGUUUGCUAACUUGAAUGCAGCAGUCACCUCAAGUUCCCUCAGGUGGACAAGACACUUGAGGCUGACUAACCUACCUUCGUAUUCACAUGAGCUACACUCCUCCUUCUGAAUUUUUGCCCUUGCUCCUUAAUGGAGACCAGAAAGAAGAUUCAUCCAUGCCUUUUAAAAUGGCCAUAGAAUUGAGGGAGGAGUUUAUUUGAAAGUAUCCCCUUCCUUUCCCCAUAACCUUUAGAAAAAAAAAAUCAACAAAAACAGGGAAAUAUUCUCUGUGUCUGUGCCAUGUUUGUUCUCGUCGUCGUGUUUUUAGAGGAGAUUUUAUGAUGGAGUGGAAAAAGUGAAAUGAUUAGUUUUGCAUAAAAAAAGAAAAGUUUUAAAAAAAAUUUAUACAGGGAGAGAGCGAGAGAGAGUUUAAAAAUGAAUAAUAAAUGCAGUGAUUGCACAAACUGUAGUGGUAUUAGAUGGUCCUUAGAGAAAAGAGUAUUUUGUAGUAUCGAAGCAUGUGUGUCUGGGAUGGUGUUUGGCUUGCUUGAACUGGAGGGAAAGGCAUUCUAGGACUAAGCAGCGAUCUCUGAGCUGAAAAGGCAAGUUGCAUGUUGGAGGAACCCUGUCUACAAACCUUUCCCGUCCUUGCCUCCCAAGUGUUGGAGUGAGUUCCCUUCCCUCCCAUACCUCUCCUGUGAGCUAAGGUGGAGUCUCCAAGUGGUUUUCUGGCUGAGCAGCCCUCAGAGAUGGCCGGUCACAUUCUGCCAGAACGUGAAUUGGGCCAUCAACAUGGAAACAGUUGACUUACUUUGCAGCGUUAGCAAGCUGCUAACGUUUGGGGUUGGCAUGUACCUUUCCUGCCAAGUUGCUGUCUCUUCUCUUUUCCAUCCCCUAUAUCCAAGCAGAAUUAAUCGUGGUGGGCUUAUUUCCUGGGAAGCAGAUAUGCCUCCCCUCCGUAGGGUUUCUUAACUUCUUCCAAUACCAGGUGGGGGGUGGUAUUUUUCUCUAUAGAAUUCACCACGUCAGGACAGAACUGAGUCCCAUUGGUGUGUAUUCCAGCACCCCUUCUCCAACAGUGGCCAGAUCUUUAGAGGCAGAUGAGAGAGCUGCCUGGUGUGCUCUGAUCAUGUUGCUGAGGGACAUGCACCCUCUUCUUGAAGCCAGCAAAUGCUGGAAGUUUUUAGGGUGGAGAGGGGAGAGGAACAAACACCCUGACAGGACUGUGCUCAGGUAGGGCAUCCCUCUGCUCCAGCUUCCUUCAGGGUGGUGGGGAAGAGUUGCCUGAAUGUUCCUUCAGAGCGAGGAGGCAGCUCUUGUGUGCUGGCUUCCCCAUCCAAGAUGUCUCUGCUGGUGUUCAUCUGGUGCGUGGGAGUGACUGCAGGGAAGAGGGAAGCCACCAGAUGUUGGUGUCUGAACAGAAGAUGGCAGGCAGGGACGCUUGAACAGCUUUUCUUGUCUGGACUUCUCUGGUGCCCUUUGCAGUGGCUUUGCAGUGGCAGAUGGCUGAUGUCUCAAUGCCUCCCAUAGCCUUCUCUCUCUGCCCAUCAAACUCUGUCGGUGCUUCCCACGGCUUUCAACUUGGAACAGAAAUCUCCUGUCUCAUGCUCUCUUCUCAGUGAGCACCAUGGGACUGGAGGGGCAUGAAGCUAAUGAGAUACAAGCUCCUUUGGGGAUGAAAAACAGAAAUAGUGUGGUGAGCAGGCCCAGCUGUGGGGAGCCACUGCUUAAAUUCUGUUUUCAAAAGAGAAAGGGAGCAUUUCUCUGUCUCCCCUUACUGAAGUUCCCAGGGAGAUUUUGUGAAAUAAAAAGAAAAAAAAUUACAACCACAAUCAUACUUUUUACCAGGUAGGAGCUGUCUCUGUGCUGAGUCUUCCUAGGGAUAUCACUCCCUUCUCCAGCCCCUCUUUGUAGAGGAGGCUUCAGCAACUCCCAGCGUUUGGAGAUUAUCACCUUCCUGGGAACUUCCUGGCAGAAAGAGGUUGCCAUGCUUGAAGGAUGGUGUCCCAAGUUCCCCACACUUCUGCCCACCCCAGGCUGUGGCAUUAGUGGGGCUGCUCAGGAGCAGGUCCUUCUUCCCAGGGAGGUGUAACAAACCUGGAGCGUGUGUUUGGCUAAGUGCUUGUUUUCCCUUUUGCUUCCUUCCCCACCUUCCGACAAGACUUCUUCCUCCUUGCCUGGCACAUCCUUUUACUCCAAUGUCGCUUGCUUUUGCUGCAUUUUUCAGUUGCCCAAUAAUCACGCAAGAGCUGGGAUCUUAUUUACUUCUUAUAUAUAAAUAUAUGAAUAUAAAAUACCUCCCCCCCUUUCUCCCCGUCUCACCCACCACCCUGUGCACAGCCUUCCUGAUCUCUGCUCUGAAGGCAAUCUGCUGUAGAGGGUUAAUUUGGGGUUGGGGAUUCGGUGCCUCCUGAGUUCUGUUCCUUCUUGGCUUGCUGUGUCUUUUCUGCCAGCUGUGUCACUGCCCUGUGCCUCUGUCUCCCUCAUGCCAAGGGGGGGGGGGGGGGGGCCAUCCUGCUGAGGGUGCUGGCAGCCCAACUCUCGAGGUAUUUGCACAGAGAUGGAGUGCUCAGUGUUGCGUCAGAAAUCCCCUGCUCCCUGUCUGUGCUUCCUUCCGUAGGUAACUCCAGGAAGUAUCUUCAUUUCACCAAUGCUUUGAGGUUGAGAAAAGAAGUGUCUUUAUUUUCUUUUUUUACUUCUAUUUUUGAGAUCCUUCCCCAGAGUGCAAUGUGUAUGGUUUCUUUUUGGGGGUGUAGAUGGCAGGAGAUGUUGGAGUCUGUCUCCAUGCUCACCUUUGCCUUUCCGUCCUCUGCUCCUCUCACGUCUUGCUGUUGCUGUGUCAGACUGAUGUGGUUGGAGGUAUUUGCACCCUUGUCUGUGCAGGGUCAGUCAUAGCACCAGGGGCUUCUCCCAUGUUCUGUGUGGUGCAUUCUGAGGUGCACUGUGUCUCACCUGCCUCAUCUGUAAGCAUGCAGCAGGGCCCUGAGUUCCUUCUUCCCUUCUCUGAAAUUCUCUUUCCAGGAGUGAAGGGAGAUAGUCAGUUCCCCUUCCUGUACCUCUGGCAGCUCUUCUGUCCAUUCCAGCUUCUCUGUGGUGGGAAACAAAACGAUUCCAGAGCCAUCCAGAAGCACAGUCCUUGGGGUAGGGGUCCUUCCACCCCAGGUGAGCUCUGUGCUCUGAGCCCACCCCCUCCAGGCACUGGCAGGUGGCACUGGGAUGGAGGAGCGGGAUGCCCUCUGUGCCCCUGGGCUGAGUGGAGCUGGGAGGUGGGCAGCAAGCAGCGUGCUGUGGCACAGGGAAGAAGUAAGGUGACAGAACUGCAGCAAGAUGCAGUCAGAGUGAUGCCAGCUUCUGCAACAGUUCAGAUAAUGUGUCUGCUGGGAGGAAAGGGGCACGGUGGGACAUGCAGGCAAAGUGUUAAUUCCCAUUGUAGGGCCCUGGUUCUUUACUUCAUUCCUUGUUCAGCUGAGCACUUAGAGCUCACACUAAACCCCUGGAACACAGCUGGGUGAGUCAAAGCAUUUAGUGGGGCUUCAGGGCCUCAUAGGACUAGUGGGGCUUUUCCGUGCUCCCAGGCAGCCCCCCAGGUGGUGCCUGCUCUCUAGGGAUGCUGAGGGUUUCCCUUUGGGCAGAGCGGCAGGUAGGUGCUCUUGCACAGGUAGGUUGCUCUUCAGCUGUCCUGGAGGGAGCCUGCUGCUUCCAGCCCCCAGCUGCAAAGUGGGGGCAGAAUCUUAGGUCAAGUUCUCAAACAGAACAAAAAAAAUUAAUCGUUGUGAUGACUUUUUUUAGAAAAGAGUUGUCAUGCCUGCACCUCCCCCAAGCAAAAAUCAACUUAGUGUGCUGUCCUCCUUCCGCUUCUCCCCUGUGCCAUUAAGCCUUGUACACUCCCUAAGAAUAGAGAAGACUCUCUACUUUGGGAUUUUUUUUUCCCCCAUUUGUUUUCUUUUUGCAUAGAAAGUUGUCUGCUGAUGGUGGAGGACAGGGGCCUGCUUUAUCUGUUCCUUCUUUUCACGUUUCCCUGUGCCAAGCUUAGGCUCAAAUGCUGCAGAUUCCUGCAAACACUGAACUUGGAGCAGGCAAGUGACCCCACUGAGUUCUGUGGUACUUGGGUGCUUCAGAUUCUGCCUGUGCUUGAGCUUUGGCAGCAUCAGAGCCCUUCCUUUCUCUUGGAGAAGGUCAGCCCUAACUCUGAGAAUGGUGAUAGUUCUGGUGCAACCCAUCUGUCUCUUCAUUUCCCCUCACUUGGCAUACAGAGUGAAGGUGGUAAUUUUUUUUUAAUUUAAAAUAAACCUAAAUAUGUAUCUUGUAAUUUUUUUUUUAUUUUGAAAAAAUUGCAUUUAAGGAUUGUGCACGGAUGAAUUGUAUAUCUAUAUAUUAUUUUUUUGUCUUGCAAUUUUCAUUUUAAAUAUAGUGUUUGUUCAGUUUUGUUUUGUUUUUUAAUCCAGUUCCCAGCUGGCUAAACUCCGUCUAGAGUGGAUGGGUGGGAGGCAGAGCCACUGGAGGGGUGAUUGAAUCACCCCUUCCCUUGGUGCUUCCCACAAGAAACUGGUUUGCUCCAGGUUUGGGGGUGGGGGUUGUGCUAAUUACUCUUGUAUUCUUGUACAUUUUGUUCUUUCUGCUGCUCUUGAAUAUUGUAUCAAUGCCAGAAAUGGGGAGUUAAAAAUUAAAACAAAAAAUUAACCCCAAUAAAUUGUUACAUUCCAAAA
Messenger RNA from Corvus hawaiiensis (hawaiian crow), 9099 nucleotides. It is a transcript of the gene CBX6, whose product is annotated as chromobox 6. The transcript is spliced from 5 exons. Lineage: Eukaryota; Metazoa; Chordata; Aves; Passeriformes; Corvidae. Bases 60 to 1277 code for a protein of 405 amino acids. The record is from RefSeq and is a predicted model, not a curated record.